AUGACAGACAAGACGAUCGUGGCCUUUGAUCUAUAUGGCACCCUGUUGUCUACUGACUCCAUUGCCAAGCAGCUGGAGAAAUACGUCGGCCAUGAAAAGGCUCAGUCGAUCUCUGCGCUCUGGCGCCAGUAUCAGCUGGAGUAUACUUGGCGACUGAACAGCAUGGGGCGCUACGAGGACUUCGCAAGAGUCACGCGAAAUGCAUUAGUCCAUGCCCUGGCCGAGAACGGCGAACAACUCGGCGACGACCUAACCCAGGUGCUGGAAGCCUACGAGAGCCUUUCCACCUACGCCGACGUGAACCCAGCCCUUACGCGAGUCGCAGCUGACCCCAGCAUCCGAGCCGUGGUGUUCUCCAACGGCACCAAGGCCAUGGUCUCCAACUCGUUGCUGCGGUCGCGAGAGAUCUCGCCGCACGCCCAUGUCUUCCAGGACAUUGUCACCGUGGAUGAGAUCCAGAGCUACAAGCCCUCGCGCGCGAGUUACGAGCACCUCGCCAAGCAGGUGGACAAGAGUUCCAGCCAGAUGAACGAGCUCUGGCUCAUCAGCGGCAAUCCCUUUGACAUUGUCGGCGCACGCAGCAUGGGUAUGCAUGCUAUCUGGGUCGAUCGCGUCGGCGUUGGAUGGAAGGAUGCCGCGGUUCCUGACCUACGGCCGGAUGCAAUUGUCCAGAGUCUAGAGCACAUCGUGGAAGAGGUCAAGGGCCGGCGGCUGUAG
This is a messenger RNA of Penicillium alfredii, 717 nucleotides long. Its product is annotated as haloacid dehalogenase, type II. The transcript has 2 exons. The coding region runs from base 1 to 717 and encodes 238 amino acids. Gene Ontology annotation, molecular function: hydrolase activity, acting on halide bonds, in C-halide compounds. The record is from RefSeq and is a predicted model, not a curated record. NCBI's taxonomy places the organism in Eukaryota, Fungi, Ascomycota, Eurotiomycetes, Eurotiales, Aspergillaceae.